Molecule: messenger RNA, 1562 nt
Organism: Cynoglossus semilaevis (tongue sole)
Lineage: Eukaryota; Metazoa; Chordata; Actinopteri; Pleuronectiformes; Cynoglossidae
Gene: stard10
Product: StAR related lipid transfer domain containing 10
Exons: 7
Coding region: 414-1202 (262 amino acids)
Molecular function (GO): lipid binding
Source: RefSeq, a predicted model, not a curated record
CUCCUCCUCUGGCUCCGAAACCUCGCCGCAUCUCCUCCACCACCUGCAGCAUUGGAAUCGCAGCGAUGGAGAAACGGUGCAAUUUACUGUAAAUUCGCAGAAAGACAUCCAAAACAACAGACGUGUCGAGAGACAAGGGGGGGAAAUAGAGAGGCGGACAUAAGUUUGUGCAAGCCCGGACUGCGGUUGUUGAAGGAGGCGCACACGAAUCAUCAUAAGACCUGGAGCAGCCUCCACAAAAGCAGCUCACAGAGAGGGACAAUUGAAUUACACAAGUUAUUCCCGUAGAAAGAGAAAGAAGAGAAGGAGAAGAAUUACGAGCCGUCAGCUUCCACCGGUCUCCGUGCGUCAUCACCAGGAGUCUCCUCACCUCCUCCACCUCAUCUUCCUCUGCCUUCUCCCGGUAACGAGCCAUGUCCGCACAGUCUGUAAACAUCCCGGACGACCGGGCGUUUGCCAGCUUCAAAGCCGAGUGUCUGUGCGAGGAGGGCUGGAGCCUGACCUAUAACAAGGGCCCCACCACGGUGUGGACCCAUGGUCUGGAGGAAGGAAAGUCUGUGCACAAAAUUAAGUGUCGGAUGGUGUGCAAGGAUGUGUCAGCGGAGACCAUGUACGACGUUCUCCACGACACUGAGUACCGGAAGAAGUGGGACAAGAACGUGAUCGAGACGUUCGACAUCGGGAGACUCACGGUCAACGCAGACGUCGGAUACUACUCAUGGAAAUGUCCGAAACCUGUUCUGAACCGGGAUGUCAUCACGCUUCGCUCCUGGCUGCCAAUAGGAAGGGAUUACAUUAUCAUGAACUACUCUGUCAAGCAUGCUAAAUAUCCACCUAAAAAGGACUUGGUGCGGGCUGUGUCCAUUCAGACUGGUUACUUGAUCCAGAGCCAAGGACCCAGCAGCUGUAUCCUCACCUACAUGGCCCACAUAGACCCCAGAGGUUCAUUACCCAAGUGGGUUGUUAACAGGUCUACACACUACUUUGCUCCGGGGGCAAUGUCGAAGAUCAACAAGGCCUGUUUGAAGUAUUCGGAGUGGAAGCAGAGACACAACCCCAACUUUAAGCCGUGGCUCUAUCCCGAGCAGACUACACUACCCAGCAUCCCCCUCUCUGAGCUGAGCAUCCAGCGCGCAGAGAGCCUGGAGAAUAUUGACGAGAGCUCUCUGGCUGAGACUCAGGAAAGAGAUGACAGCGACUAAAACACAGACACACACAAACACAAACACAAACACACACAGAUGUUGACCUACAUUCUGUACUCUACAUUCAUUGUCAAAACACAAUGUUCUCACACUGACAGCUUGUUUCUUAAUGAUUAUAUACAUAUGGAUGGAUGUAUGGAACACCUACAUACCGAAGACAUGCAUCUGAAGUUUUUACAGUUUUUACAUAUCGGUAAACUGAUGUUCCUCAAGACCAACAGUGGUUAGUAACGCGAUUAUUAUCACCAUUUUCUAACCUGGACCUAUGCAGAGUACUACACAAAGAUUAAGAUUUAUUAAGGAGCAUUUGGUUCCCAACGAAUACAUUCCUAUAAAACACAGUGGUGCAAAAAAAAA